AUGGCUCCAGCCAGUACUCGAUCUUCGUCCAUCUCGUCGGCGUCGACAACCAGCUCCAGCUCCAGCUCCAGCUCCAGCUCCAGCUCCACCCCCACCUCCAGCUCCACCCCCACCUCCAUCUCCAAAGACGCAGAUGCGCCGCCCACGAAAAAGAAAUUCGCUUGCAGCUUCCCGUCCUGUGGAAAGUCCUUCUCCCGGUCCGAACAUCUGCAUCGCCAUGCCCUGAACCACAAGGACGGUAACAACACCUGUCAGAGGUGUAGCGCGCAUUUCCGUCGGCGGGACCUGCUGGACAGACACAUGGCCCGCCACAAGGAGAAGGACGACGAGGCCGGAGGGGAGGGGCUCGGCUUUUUGGCGACCAGAAAGAGGCUGUGGAGGGAUGCCGACGGGAGCAUCGUCAAUGCCCGCCGGCCAUCUUCCACACACUUGCAGGACAGCGCCAAAAGGCGACAACUGAGCCGUGGUAGUCGCAAAGACUCCAGCUCCUCCAGCGCCCCGGACCACGCCCCCGCCUCGCAGUCCCUCCUCACACGGCCGAUUCCCAUAUCGCGAACAGGCUCGACCACCGCCUCUUCCACCAUCGUGGAGGGCAGCGGCACCGCGCCGCCGCCACGGUUAGACCGCCCGGCGGCUGCGGAAACGGCAUGCAAGAUAUCCGAAGUCGACGAGGACAGUCAGCCGAGCUGGCUCAAGCUCCCGACUCUGCCCUCGCCCCCCAUCUCCGAGCCGCAGUCGGCGAUGCAGAGCCCCAGCCCGGAACUAUCCGACCUCGACACGCUGUACGAAGACUCGUGGCCGGUCAUGCACCACGGGCUGCCCGAGAUCGUCAACCACAGCCCGAUCAUGGGCCGCCAGUCGGAAUACCCCGCGAGCCCGUCCUGGGGGCCUCAGCCGUUCCAGACGUUCAUGGGCGCCAUGGCCGAGCUCUCCUACGACGACAUCUUCAGGCCCGAGACGGGGCUGUACGAUUGGCAGGCCUGGAACAGCCAGGUGCUGUCGAGGUGUCGAGAGGAGAAGUUUGAGCCGUUUGCGGAGAAGAGGGAGAGGGAGUGGAAUUUAUACCCCGGGCAGGAUCAGGCGCCGUUCAAGAGGACCUUUGGACUGGGAACGUGCUAG
Drepanopeziza brunnea f. sp. 'multigermtubi' MB_m1 is the source of this 1119-nucleotide messenger RNA. RefSeq lists its product as uncharacterized. Gene Ontology annotation, molecular function: RNA polymerase II cis-regulatory region sequence-specific DNA binding; DNA-binding transcription factor activity, RNA polymerase II-specific. Lineage: Eukaryota; Fungi; Ascomycota; Leotiomycetes; Helotiales; Drepanopezizaceae. Gene Ontology annotation, biological process: regulation of transcription by RNA polymerase II. Gene Ontology annotation, cellular component: chromatin. The record is from RefSeq and is a predicted model, not a curated record.